AUGCAGUCGACUUCACUUCGGUUGAGCAAAGAGUUCCUUAAUCAAGCCAGGGACCGCUUACUUGCAUUCCAAGAAGAAAAAAUGGAAGCGAACGAGGAUAUGAAGCCAAUCAUUAUCAGGGAAAAUGUGUCACUCGAAGCCUACAUCAAAUAUUGUGAAAUUGCAUUUUUGAUACGUUCCUGGAAUAAUCAACUAUGUAAUGCACAAGAGGAGGAUCUUAUUGUGGGACCGAAUAGUUACUAUACUGCUGAUCUUACUAUCCGACCACGAGGACUUCCUAGACCUCCACCUGGCCAGGGAUCUAACUCAGAGGGGAGACCAUAUCCAACACUGGUUGUUGAAGUUGGCAACAGCGAGUCUGUUCCUAGCUUACAUGAUCUCUCGACAGGUUACUUUUCUCCACGAACGACCAUUCAAAUUUAUCUUGCGAUCAAAAUGUUUCCCAUUCGUCAAGAUGCGCCUCUCUAUCCUAAUACGAUAGGAUUUCUUACAAAUAUUGGUGUUCCACUUGUUAACAUCGUUGGCGUCGGGUUUUCAGCAACUGCAUGCAAUGCCUCUGGUAUUCCAUUUAUCAAUUGCGUAUUCCUGCCAUUGAACUUUUUAAUGGUGCCUUUGGAGGCGUCACUGCUAGGGCAGUUAAUGG
Molecule: messenger RNA, 643 nt
Organism: Paraglomus brasilianum
Lineage: Eukaryota; Fungi; Glomeromycota; Glomeromycetes; Paraglomerales; Paraglomeraceae
Source: the annotation of a GenBank genome assembly